UCAGUUGUCUGAUAAUAAUCUUUAUCUAUCUUUGUAAAUAGAUAAAUAGAAGGAUUAAAAUUAUUAUCGGAUGAAAAAACUAUCUGAAAUCGAAAGAAAUAAAUUGUUUUCUCUUGUUUCAUUUCUUGGAAUGUUAUCUCUUGUUUUUGAUUAUCAUUCUGCCAAAAAAAAAAAAAAGGAAAAAUAGAAAAGAAGAAGAAAGACAGAACUCUCGCCGUACUUUAAAAUAGCCCAGCCAAACUAUUUAUAAACCCCCACCCCAAAAAGAAGAGAACAAAGUAGUUUAGUACCUCUCGCCUGAUAAAAAAAUUCUAGUUCUCUUCCUUAUUUUAAUCGAAUUUCUUUCUUUCUUUCCAUAAUGGUGCAAACUAGAAGAACAAAAGAUCUAAAUCUGAAAGCAGAUGAGGCAUCAGAACAGUUAAAUCAUGAUCUAGAUCUGAUAGGAGAAGACGCAUCUGAACAGCUUAAUCUCGACCUAGAUCCAGAGAGCAACCACUAACACCGCCAACAGUACAUACCAAUUGGUUUAGUGUGUUGGAAAAACAUAGAGGAAAUUUUGAAAUUAUCGGAAAGUGGUAUUGCAUAAACUGCAUUUUGGUGCAGUCGUUUGAAUCUUCCAAGUGUGAGUUUUGCAAGGAAGACAAAUUCUGAUGUGCUGGGGGCCCUUGCUCGAGAAGUCGAGCGCACCAAAUUCUACUCUACAAAAGACCAUAGUGGAGAAGAAUCCACUAUAGUUGGAUUUGAUGAGCGUAUGCUCCUACAUGAAGAGGUAGAUAAGGAGUUGUGUGCUCCGCAUGAGAGGCCCGAUCGGCUUAAAGCAAUCGCCUGCACCCUCUAAAGGAGGCAGGUAGGUUAUAUUUCACAUAUCUUACAAUAAAUAUAAGGAGCUGGCUGAAUGAAUAAGAUGGAUUAAUCCACCUUAACUAAUGCACAUACUGUAUGCUUACAUUUAUUACUUGGUCUGUGUUUCGUUUGUGAUUGACAUUAAUGUUGGUUGAAGGGUGAAGUUAAGGAAGAUAUUGUCACCAAGUGCGACUUUGACUUUCUUUUUACCUCUUCUUCAGUAGUCUGUUGUUACCCCUUUCGAUGGUCUUUUUACCCCCUUUUUAAAAGUUGCUUCUCGAGAUUUUGUGUUAUGUUUAUUGGAAGUAACUUCGAUAUUACUUAACCAAGACCUUCUUUUUCUGGAUAAUUUGCAUAAGAAACUCUACCGUGUGCAGUUUAGUAACGUUCUUUUCCCUGAAACAUGGUGUGUGGUUAUAUUAUAACUUCCUUCGGCUUCUCCAUACUCUCUAAUGGUUCCUGCUUUAGAUGUAUUCCCUCCUUUUUUUUGCCUUUCAAAUGCAAGAAUCUUCUGAGUUGUUUAUGCAGGAAUUUUUCCUGGACAUUGUUCCUCGAUAUCGCCUCGAAAAAUUUCCAGCGCCGAACUGGAGAAGGUACAUACUAAGGGUCAGAUUCACGCUGUUGAGAAGACCAGCAGCGUGCGGAUCUGGUAUCUUUCUGGGGACACUUAUACUAAUCAGCACUCUUCAGAUGCUGCAAAGCUUGCAGCAGCAAUUUGUUCUGACCUUGCUACGACUAUCUUUAAGGGUGAAGCCAAAAAUGGUUUCGCAUUGGUGAGGCCCCCUGGGCAUCACGCUGGUGUGUCCAAGUCCACGGGAUUCUGCCUGCAUAAUAAUGCAGCGGUUGCCGCAUCUGCAGCAAAAGAAAUGAGUGCCAAAAAGAUUCUUAUUCUUGAUUGGGAUGUCCAUCAUGGAAAUGGCACUCAAGAGAUCUUCGAUGCUGACAGAUCGGUUUUAUACAUUUCAAUUCAUAGAUUUGACAGAGGUAAAUUCUACCCCCCUACUGGAGCUGCUGACAAGGUUGGCGUCAAAGGGGCAAAGGGAUAUUCAGUGAAUAUCCCCUGGAAUCGUGCUGGAGUAGGUGAUUGUGACUACUUAAGCGCUUUCAAACAUAUUGUGAUUCCAAUAGCCAGGCAGUUCUCCCCUGAGUUGACUAUUGUGUCAGCGGGGUUUGAUGCUGCGAGGGGAGAUCCGCUGGGCUUGUGCGAUGUAACUCCACGCUAUUAUGCUGAGAUGACCAGCAUGCUAGCUUCCAUAUGUGGAAAGUUGCUCGUAAUUCUUGAAGGAGGGUAUAAUCUGAGGUCCAUUUCUGCUUCUGCAAAGGCAGUAGUAGAGGUGCUGCUUGGUGGUGAUCCUGCUGGAGUCCGCAAGUUAGAACCAUCCAUCUCGGGAUUAGAAACGAUCAGAGAAGUCCUUAGACAUCCAAAGUAGAUUUUGGAAGUUGGAUUGCUCUGUUUUUCCAGUGAAGGCAAAGGCUAAACGCGGAGGCAAAAAGAAAUGAAUCCAGCUAUGAAGUCCCUCCUCCUUCGUUGCUGUUUAUUCACAAUAGUCGCAGAACUCCAUGUCCUGUCAACAUGAAUACAACCCUCUUUUUCUUCCAAAACACAAACAGCAACAACAUCAACAUUAGCAAGGCAACAAGAACAAGAACAACCAAGGCAACAAGAACAAGAACAUCAAAAUCAAAAUGAACAACCAAGGCAACAACAACAAGAACAUCAAAAUCAACAACAACAUUAGCAAGAACAAGAACCAUAAAUCCCUCGAAGAAAACAAGAACCAUCAAAGUCAUAGACAUUAUCUGUGGAGGUCUCUAGCAUUGACACCUUCAACUAGUAAGGUUUGUUUUUUCUUUUUCAGCUAGAGAAGAGUGUUUUCAAUUGGAUAUUAUCCCUGUACCCAAUGUGUGAGAUGCAAGACCAUUAUGUUUGUUUGCAGUUCCAGUGUUAAAAUAAGACCAUUCCUAAUAUUAUAGUAAUCAUUCCAAGGUAA
This is a messenger RNA of Papaver somniferum (opium poppy), 2834 nucleotides long. RefSeq names its product histone deacetylase 15-like. The record is from RefSeq and is a predicted model, not a curated record. Bases 1710 to 2273 code for a protein of 187 amino acids. NCBI's taxonomy places the organism in Eukaryota, Viridiplantae, Streptophyta, Magnoliopsida, Ranunculales, Papaveraceae. Gene Ontology annotation, molecular function: histone deacetylase activity. The transcript is spliced from 12 exons. Gene Ontology annotation, cellular component: histone deacetylase complex. Gene Ontology annotation, biological process: chromatin organization.